Messenger RNA from Lolium rigidum, 3144 nucleotides. RefSeq names its product CHD3-type chromatin-remodeling factor PICKLE-like. NCBI's taxonomy places the organism in Eukaryota, Viridiplantae, Streptophyta, Magnoliopsida, Poales, Poaceae. The transcript is spliced from 21 exons. Bases 1 to 3144 code for a protein of 1047 amino acids. Gene Ontology annotation, molecular function: ATP-dependent chromatin remodeler activity; ATP binding; chromatin binding. The record is from RefSeq and is a predicted model, not a curated record. Gene Ontology annotation, cellular component: chromatin; nucleus. Gene Ontology annotation, biological process: chromatin remodeling; negative regulation of transcription by RNA polymerase II.
AUGAUAGUGUCCACAAGGAACCAGGGGCGUCGUAGGAAGGGAACUCCAGCUGCUAUCGUUGCUGCAACCGCAGAGGUGCGUGCGGUGCAGGUUCCUGGUGCUGAGCUAAACAAUGCUGAAGGUGGUGCGAUGUUGCCUCUAUGCCGAAGAUCCAAACGUCUACAAAGAAAGCCAUCUAUUGGCAGGGAAAGUGAAGAUGAUAAAUUUAUAUCAGAAUAUUUCAGUGCUGAGGUGACAAAAGACAAGAACACAAUGCAGGGUAGCUCUGGCAAUAAUGAUGACCAUAUUCCCAAUCGACGAAGAUCAAAGCGCCUUCGGCACAGAGUGGGAACUAGAAAUCAUUCAUCCGGUGACAAUGCUGACAGUGACAGUCUGGAUAAUCACAGGAAGCUAAUUCCACACAGGAUGUCAAAGCGCCUAAUAGAGAAACAGAAAGCUGAUCAUGUUUCAGAUGAGAGCUGCAGUGAAGCUUCUUUGUGUGAGUUGUCAGGGUCUUCAUCUUCAGGAUCAGAUGACGCAUUAUUGCAAAAUACUGUAAGACAUAGCAAAAGCGUUUCUGGUGGACCUAUAUGCUCAAUCUGUAAGAGUGGUACUGGCAGCUGCCUUUUAAUUCCAUGUGAGAACACUAGCUGUUCUCGUAGGUUCCACAACUUCUGCCUUGAUCCUCUGCAAGCUAGUAGAGGAACCUUUGAAUGCUCUUUCUGCAACAUCAGUCAAGCUUCAUUGGGCCAGCGGACAGACAUGUAUCCAGCUAAAAAGAUCCAAAGACUUGUAGGUCACAGAAGGGUAAUAACUAAGGAGUCCGAUUUUGAAUAUCAAUUCCUAGUGAAAUGGAAACUACUUUCUCAUCAUCAUGACAGCUGGGUUCCGCUUGAUUGGCUUCAAAUCUUUGAUCGUGUGCGAGUACAAAGCUAUAUGAAGAAUAUCAGCUUGCUGGAAGAGGUUUACACAGAGGAUGAAAGAAAACCUGAGUGGUUUGAAGUAGAUCGUGCCAUUGCAUGUCGGCAGAAGUAUGAUAUCGACGGUCCGUGUGAUAUUCUGGCUACUUUCCAGAAUAAUAAAGACUUUGACGGAUAUGAAUUCCUUGUAAAAUGGAACGAUCUUGAUUAUGGUGAAUGUACAUGGGAGCCCUAUUGUACUGAAGGUGUGCCAUCAGCUGUUUCUAUGCUUAUUGAAAGGCACCAAAAUACGUUGAAAAGAGUAGAUCGCGUCAGCGAAACCUGCAUGGAUGGGAAGAUACCUGAUAAGGUGCACAAUGGAGUUUUAUAUGGGUAUCAACUGCAAGGUUUACAAUGGAUAUUUCAAAAUUUCAUAACCAGGAGGAGCGUUAUUCUAGCUGAUGAAAUGGGUCUUGGCAAAACUGUUCAAGUUGUUUGCUUUCUCAGACAAAUAAUCAAGGGAAGUUUCACGACAUCUCCUUCAUUGGUUAUUGCUCCUAAGAGCAUCCUAUUGCAAUGGAAAAAGGAAUUUGGUCGCUGGGCAAGUGAUCUUAAUAUAGUUAUUUAUCAAGGAGAGAAGGACUCCAGAAAGUGCAUUCAAGCUCAUGAAAUGUACUCUUCUGAAGGGAAGACUUUAUUUGAUGCUCUUGUGACAAGUUACGAGUGUGUCCAACUUGAUAAAGCAGUCCUAAAGAAAAUUAAAUGGUCAACCAUUGUCAUUGAUGAGGCACAUAGACUGAAGAAUCUCUAUUGCAACCUUGCCUCGUGCCUGAAACGAUAUAGCUCCGAGUUCCGGCUGCUACUUACAGGAACGCCCUUGCAAAAUAGUAUCCUGGAAUUGUUUUCAUUGCUUCAUUAUAUUGAUCCAGAUGAGUUCUCUGACCCAAAGACCGAUGGGUUGUUCUUACCAAUUGAAUCUGGACUGGAUUUGACAAUGGAUGAAAAAGUUGCUCGCAUUCAUGAUAUUUUAAAGCCCAGGAUGUUGAGAAGAAUGAAAUCGGAUGUGCUAAAAGAUUCUAUGCCAAUGAAGAAGUGGGUAGAAGUUCCAUGUGCACUUACAGAUUCUCAAAGAGACCUUUACAUUAAUAUUUUAGAGAAGAACUACUCAAAGCUGAACAGGGAUAUUCAGUGUGGCAAAAAGAUAUCUCUGAACAGUUAUCUAUUUCCAGGACAGGAAGUUAACCAACUUGCAGGAGAAGAUGUUUUCCUGUCACUUGUUUCUGCAUCUGGUAAACUUCAACUCUUACAGAAGCUUCUUCCAAAGUUGAAAGAAAGGGGGAACCGUGUACUGAUUUUCUCCCAGAUGACCAAGAUGCUUGACAUUCUCGAGGACUUUCUUUUUUCCCUGGGAUACAAAUAUGCACGCAUUGAUGGACAGACAUCACUCUCUGCAAGGCAGGAGCGCGUAAAAGAAUACAACAAUGUUGAAAGUGAAACAUUUAUCUUCUUGAUGUCUACUCGUGCUGGUGGUCUAGGUAUUGACCUGCCUGGUGCAGAUCGAGUAAUUAUCUAUGAUCCUGACUUCAACCCAUUCAUGGACUUGCAAGCACAGUCCAGGGCUCACCGUAUUGGCCAGACCCGACCUGUGGUUGUGUACCAACUAAUCACAAAAUGUUCUGUUGAAGAGAAGAUACUACAAAAGUCUAAGAAGAAGCUGGCCAUUGAAAAUAUGUUAAUGAACUCUUCCAAAAAGCCAAGUGCAGAGGAGCUGAAGUCUGUUCUACUACAUGGAGCCAAGACAAUUCUGGAGAAGAAGAAGAUCAACGCUACAACAAUCCAUUAUGAUGAUGAGGCCAUUGAGAAUCUCCUCAAGUUAGACCCUUCUAGUGGGGAGAAGUGCUCUUCAGAUGACAACGGUUAUCUUGGGAGCAUCGUGAGCUUUGCUCAUGGCGACGAGGAGGAAGGACCUCUCUCCCCCAAGGCCGAGGAUCUCAAAGUUUUUAAGCCUGCUACUCCCAAGGUGGUUCUUGGCCGUGGGAGAAGGCAAAGGAAUGCUGUGAAAUACCAUGAAGAGUCUGAAAAUGAAGAGAGCGAUGAUAUGUAUGUACCAGAUGCUUCCUCGGAGUCCAGUAGCUCUUCAUCUGAUGAUGAAACAGAGCAAGAAGUUCCUGAAGUUGUGAGCUUGAAGCCGGAAGUUGCUCCUGUACCUGACAGCCAAUUGGCACCCUCCUCAGGCGGAGGAACGGAGAAUGUGAAGCUUGAGUAG